Messenger RNA from Acaulospora colombiana, 268 nucleotides. The record is from the annotation of a GenBank genome assembly. Lineage: Eukaryota; Fungi; Glomeromycota; Glomeromycetes; Diversisporales; Acaulosporaceae.
AUGCCUGCGCGAGAAGUCGAAGAUUAUUUGGCAAAACUCUUGCACGCGACUCCCAACUCGUUGCACCCGAUUGUGGACAAAUUUCAGGCGUACUAUGACCGAAAACUAUGGCACCAAUUGACGCUCACCAUCUUCGAGUUCCUCGAUCAUCCAGAUUCAAAACCGUAUCAACUGGAUCUGUUCAACAACUUUGUUACCGACUUUCAAGAAAAGCUAGACAAGCUGCGUCUCGCUCAAAUUGGUGUCAAAGUUUCGAAAGAAAUCCCUC